UUUCGACCAGCUGGGAGAAACCAGCCCUGGCCAUACAGGUUUUUGAACUAUUUUGUUUAGCUUGAAGAAAGGUGUGGAGGAUGAAAGAGAGGGGAGACUCCGAUUUGGGGGUUUCUUGCCACGGCCGGAGCUGAAGCCAACCGUUCCUGCUUUGUCUCCUGCAAUAGGAUACCGCCCGAGUGACAUGUUCAGACCCGGCGCUGCCGAUCCUGCGCUAGAGGACAGUGAGAGCAUGCGAACCGCUCAAACCCAGCGCCCUCGUCCCGUCUCUGAAGGAAGAAUCAAAGCUUACAUGGCACACAUUUGACAUCAUGCACCACCAGUGGCUCCUGUUAGCUGCAUGCUUUUGGGUUAUUUUCAUGUUUAUGGUUGCUAGCAAGUUCAUCACUUUGACUUUUAAAGAUCCAGACGUUUAUGGUGCCAAACACGAACUCCUGUUCCUGACAGCUCUCCCUGAAGUGGAAAGGAUUCCAGAGGAGAAACGAUUGUCCGAAAGAUUAAAGCCUACUGGGAAGGGGCUUCCUGAAAACCAGCCCGACCAGCCCGUAGUCCACAUGGAACGCCUGCAGCUGCUCAGCAAUGUCUGCAGAGACUCAGCGUUGAAGAACCUCUCCCACACCGCCGUCUCCAAGUUUGUCCUAGACCGAAUCUUUGUCUGUGACAAGCACAAGAUCCUUUUCUGCCAGACUCCCAAAGUGGGCAACACCCAGUGGAAAAAAGUGCUGAUUGUCCUAAAUGGAGCUUUCCCGUCCAUCGGAGAGAUCCCGGAGAGCCUCGUCCAUGACCACGAGAAGAACGGCCUGCCACGUCUGUCUUCCUUCAGUGACUCUGAAGUCCAGAAGCGGUUGAAAUCAUACUUCAAGUUUCUUAUUGUGAGAGACCCCUUUGAAAGACUCAUCUCCGCGUUCAAGGACAAGUUCGUCCAGAACCCCCGAUUUGAGCCGUGGUACCGGCAUGAAAUCGCUCCGGACAUUAUCAGGAAAUACAGGAGGAACCGGACGGAGACGAGAGGGCUUCAGUUUGAGGACUUCGUGCGGUACCUAGGGGACCCGAACCACCGGCGGCUGGACCUCCAGUUCGGAGACCACAUCAUUCACUGGGUCACCUACGUAGAGCUCUGCGCCCCGUGUGAGAUCGAGUACAGUGUAAUCGGGCACCACGAGACCCUGGAGGAGGAUGCUCCGUAUAUCCUGAAGGAAGCCGGGAUAGGCCAUCUCGUGUCCUAUCCCACCAUUCCGCCUGGCAUUACAGUGUACAACCGGACCAAGGUGGAGCGCUACUUCCUGGGAGUGAGCAAAAGGGAUAUCCGCCGCCUGUACGCCCGUUUCGAAGGAGACUUUAAACUUUUUGGAUACCGGAAGCCAGAUUUUUUGCUCAACUGAUGCCUGGGAUCCGGGGACUGGAAUAUCUUUAUCGUGCAACACGGAAGCCAGAACUGACAUAGCCGGGACUGCACCUUUUUUCCGCAGGUUCCGGACUGUUCCCGCGGCCAGAUGGCUCUUUUCCCAGCCGAGUGUAUUCGUUACAGACCGUACCGUGGAUGGGGGAGACCUCCAGGCAAGAGCGACUAAGGGCCCAUGCCUUCUGCUUACCUCAGGAAAGAAGAGGACGAGCACACUGUCCAGAUGGUGAAGAAAAGUCACACGAAGUAAAAGCGGCCCCUUGGCAGGAGUGGCUUUAUUCCCCCACCUAAUUGAAUGAACUGUAGGUGGGCUUUGUCGCUUGGGAAUCAUCAGUCAGGGAGGCUAGUGGCUGCAGGAGGAUCGGAGAGGUAUAAGAGGAUGUGAAAACCGGAGGAUAAAGUGGGACCAAAACUCAGAGAUCAAAUUAUACCUCUGUGGCAGUCAUCCCCAGAGUGGGGGCCGGGGGGUAGGGUGGGCAUGCUGUGGCUGGGUAAGAGAGGAUCUGAUUCACCCCAGACGUCGAAUCCAUCACAAGGGCAUUUUCGGGAAGUUCCUUUCCUAGCAAGCGUGUCUGCGGAGUGGCACUCACCGCUUCCGUCAUUCAGUCGAGGGUAUUUAUUGAGUGCUUACCGUGUGCCGAGCACUGAACUAACCCCUAGGGAAAGUACAGUAGAUUUGGUAGACACGAUCCUCCUGCCACAACACCGUUCUGAACCCUGAAACUCCAAGGUCCGGUUUUCUUCGGUUUUUCCAAAUUGGCCAGUAUUCUAUGUUGCAAUGAGGGCAUGCCUUCCAAAUGGAGAGAAGGAGUGGUGUUUGAAGCCUCGAGAAAAGUUUGGGUUACUGUCAGUGACAGCAGUAAUCAACCCUGGAGCAUUAUAACUGACUCCUGCCGGGGGUGGAAUUGUUAUCCCAGCGCAGAGCACUUUUCCCGUCAGGGCAGAGCGCUUUUCCAUUUGGAGUAGCACCUCUCCCCGGGGAGACAGAGCUUUGGCUGGGACCAUGAGAAUGUGGGGCGGCAGUGCUCCUGAGGGGAAGAAAGACAGGAUCUUCAUUUUCACAGAUGCCCUUCUUCGUACUUGGCUCCGGCCAGAAGGGCAGCUUUUCUUCCUUCCAAUUCAGUAUCAAGAGAAUUGCCUGAACCCCAUUUGUAUAUAAAGCCCCAGCCUGGCCCUAGGGACUCACUCUUGGGUUAAAGGUGGGAUCCCAGCCCUGAGGAAUUCCCCUGUCUUCAGCUCAGUGACAGGCAGAGAGCGGGAACUCCCGUUCCGAUGGCUUAAGGUGUGUGAGUUUGGUUUCACCAGCAAUAAAACCCCGCGACUGUCAGUGGUGCAGACGGCUACCCCGAGCUGACCGGUCUUGCCCCAGAUAAGUGGGCCAGAAGAGACCGUUUUAGGACCUGUCCUGGCCGAAGGGAGACCCCCUCAAGGUAGGCGUACCCCGAGUACCGUGGUAUUAGACGAGCUACCCGGCAAAUUAACCCGGAAGCCGCCGGAGCGGUCUGUCGUCUCCUACAGGCAGUGUCACUGGCCUUGAGGGUGGCUGAAAGGUAGCUUGCAUUGUGGAACUGAAAAUACAGGAAAAUAAAAUAUCACGUGCCAAACCUGAUGUGCUGCAGUUCAGAAAAAAGCCAAGUCUAGGAUCGCAGGACCAAAUCCCAGCAGCAUCUUGGGAUUCCUCCUUAGUAGGAGGAAGGACUCCAAGACGCUGUCGCUAACCGGCCCGUCAGCGGCAGUGGACAUCAAGGGCUACUGUGUUUUGUGACAAAGCAGCAGUUACAGUGUCCGAAGCGUUUUAGUUCUUAAAGGAUGUAACGGUUUGGUUGUUUUCAUCUGGCGUCAUAGCCGGGUAUAUGGUUCAGUACAUUUCAGAGCUAAUGAGCUGAUAGAUUACCUCUGUGGAUUUAAAAUGUAAUAAUGUGGAUAAUAAUAUAUGGAGAAGUUAGGCCUUAAAAUUAGACCUAAUAAAAUGUAGAAUUUCUCUUUAGAAAGACUGUG
Molecule: messenger RNA, 3400 nt
Organism: Tachyglossus aculeatus (Australian echidna)
Lineage: Eukaryota; Metazoa; Chordata; Mammalia; Monotremata; Tachyglossidae
Gene: CHST10
Product: carbohydrate sulfotransferase 10
Exons: 6
Coding region: 312-1382 (356 amino acids)
Biological process (GO): carbohydrate biosynthetic process; proteoglycan biosynthetic process
Cellular component (GO): membrane
Molecular function (GO): sulfotransferase activity
Source: RefSeq, a predicted model, not a curated record